AUGGUGAGGCUAUUCGCGUCCUUGAAGGGACUCCCAGUCCUGGCUGCCGCCUCUGUGUUUGCGGGGGCCAGCUUACCGACGAUCCCUGAAGACAAGACAACGCCGGGGCAGCAGCGUCUCGCCAUAAACGGGCCCAACUCCAUGACCCUCGGCUGGAAUACGUUCCAGAAACUGAGCCGGCCAUGUGUCAAGUACGGCACGUCCAGCGACAAGCUCGACAAGGAGGCUUGCUCGACCUCGUCGGUGACCUACCCGACAUCGCGGACGCACGCAAACGUGGUGACGCUAACCGGCCUGGCGCCGGCGACGACGUACUUCUACAAGAUCGAGUCGACCAACUCGACGGUCGAGCACUUCUUCAGCCCGCGGACGUCGGGCGACAAGACGCCGUUCACGAUGAACGUCGUCAUCGACCUCGGCGUUUACGGCGCCGACGGGUUCACGAUCAAGCAGGAUGAGCGCAAGCGUGACACGAUCCCGCAAAUCGACCCGUCGCUCAACCACACGACCAUCAACCAGCUCGCUAAGACGGUCGACGACUACGAGUUCAUCGUGCACCCGGGCGACUUCGCCUACGCCGACGACUGGUUCCUCAAGCCCAAGAACUUGUUUGACGGCGAGGACGCCUUCCAGGCCAUCCUCGAGCAAUUCUACACCCAGCUCGCGCCUAUCUCGGGGCGCAAGGCGUACAUGGCGAGUCCGGGCAACCACGAGGCCGCCUGCCAGGAGAUCCCGUUCUUGACGGGCCUGUGCCCCGAGGGCCAGAAGAACUUCACCGAUUUCAUGGUGCGCUUCGGCGAGACGAUGGCGACGGCGUUCCCGUCAACGUCAGCCACCGAGACGGCGAAAGUCAACGCGAACAAGGCGCGGCUGCUCGCGAAGCCGCCGUUCUGGUAUUCGUUCGAGUACGGUAUGGUACAUUUCGUCAUGAUCAACACCGAGACCGACUUUGAGGACGCGCCCGACGGCCCCGGCGUUUUCGGUGGGCUCAACAGCGGGCCCUUCGGCACACCCAACCAGCAGCUCGAGUUCCUCGAAGCCGACCUCGCCUCCGUCGACCGCACCGUGACGCCGUGGCUGCUCAUCGGCGGCCAUCGACCCUGGUAUAGCACGGGGGGCAAGGGCUGCAAGCCGUGCCAGGCCGCCUUUGAGCCGCUGCUGUAUAAGUAUGGUGUCGAUCUCGCCAUUUUCGGGCACGUGCACAACUCGCAGCGGUUCUUGCCCGCGUUCCAGGACAAGGCCGACCCCAACGGGUACAACGACCCGAAGGCGCCCAUGUACAUCGUCGCGGGUGGCGCAGGCAACAUCGAGGGCCUCAGUUCGAUCGGGAAGAACGUAUCGUUCAACGCGUUCGCGUACGACGACGACUUUAGCUACGCACAGGUGCGCUUCCUCGACGCCCAGAACCUCCAGGUCGACUUUGUCAAGUCCGACACGGGCGAGCUGCUCGACACGUCCCGCCUCUUCAAAUCCCACAAGGAGCAGUUCGUCGUGCAGGCGUGA
Messenger RNA from Durotheca rogersii, 1503 nucleotides. Its product is annotated as Metallo-dependent phosphatase. Bases 1 to 1503 code for a protein of 500 amino acids. Gene Ontology annotation, molecular function: metal ion binding; acid phosphatase activity; protein binding. The transcript is spliced from 2 exons. Lineage: Eukaryota; Fungi; Ascomycota; Sordariomycetes; Xylariales; Xylariaceae. The record is from RefSeq and is a predicted model, not a curated record.